Eremomyces bilateralis CBS 781.70 is the source of this 429-nucleotide messenger RNA. RefSeq lists its product as uncharacterized. Bases 1 to 429 code for a protein of 142 amino acids. The record is from RefSeq and is a predicted model, not a curated record. NCBI's taxonomy places the organism in Eukaryota, Fungi, Ascomycota, Dothideomycetes, Eremomycetales, Eremomycetaceae. The transcript has a single exon.
AUGAAGCUUCUCUCUGCGCUCGUCACCUUCGUCGCCAUCACUAGAGUCGUUAAUGCCGGAAAUCAGAUUCCUGCUUCGAGGUCUGAUCACCACCUGGCUGAGAGCACCACAGAAACCUUGAGUCAAGAGCGGCCAGUCAAGCGAGGUCCCCACAAUGAGCCAAAUCAGAUCACGACGAAUGCCGGCCUAAAACCAGUGCCCGAAGGAGGUCUCUCUAAUAUACCCAAUUGGUUGAUUAACGGGUGGGUCAAACAUAAAAGAAAGAGACUCAAUGCAAAGAUGGAGGUGCUAGAAAAGCAGUUAAGAGAUGUCGAGGAUAGAUUGAUGGCUAUCGAUAACGAAAUGAACCGAUAUUCCGCGGAGUUAGCGGAAGCGUGGAAUAGGCACAAGGAAUCCUACAAAAGCAAACGUGACCUCAUACUCGCCUAA